Nylanderia fulva is the source of this 843-nucleotide messenger RNA. RefSeq names its product Translocator protein (gene Tspo). Lineage: Eukaryota; Metazoa; Arthropoda; Insecta; Hymenoptera; Formicidae. Gene Ontology annotation, cellular component: mitochondrial outer membrane. The record is from RefSeq and is a predicted model, not a curated record.
GCUAACUAGCACUGAGCAAUGUGCGGCGAUAGUUACGUCACUGCUAUGGAAAGCAAUAGUCAUCACAAUUUACGUCGUUAGCUCAAGAAUAAAGAGAUGCCGAUCCGGAUCAAUUGGCCUCUAUUGACGGCGACAGUCUGCCCUAACAUCGGCGGCUGGGUCGGCGGCUACAUCACCAAGAAGAAUAUGAGCUGGUACGAGACGCUGAAAAAGUCGCAAAUUAUUCCGCCGAGCUGGGUGUUUGGACCUGUAUGGACCACCCUUUACUGUACAAUGGGCUAUUCGUCGUACCUGGUGUGGCGAGACGGGGGUGGCAUGCAAGAGGCGGUCGUACCGCUCAGCGUGUACGGACUUAAUCUUGCCCUCAACUGGUCGUGGACGCCGCUCUUCUUCGGGGCUCGCAACGUUAAAUGGGCUCUCUACGAAUGUGUAGCAUUAUUGGGCAGCACAGCGGCACUUGGCAUUGCAUUCUACAACGUCAAUCCUGUCGCUGGCUACCUCAUUAUUCCCUACUUUGUGUGGACUUCUCUCGCCACAACGUUCAACUAUGUCCUCUAUCGGGACAACAAACAGCUCCCUGCUGCUGAGAAAACUGAGGAAAAGAAAAAAUAAGAAUAAAAAAAGAGACAGAAAGCCAUACAUUUUUGUUUUAGAAAAUUAGCUUUUUGUGUCGGAAAAACAUAUCUCACGAGAUUGAUGUUGCUGAUGGGCUCAACGAAUUACUUUGAUAUACUAUAUACAAAUUGAAUAUUCGCCUAUGUAUAUAUGCGAAUAUUCAAUUUUUCCCUUUUUUCAUAUUCAAAUGUUCGAUUUUAUUCUCUUCUCUUUUUAACUUUCUUAAAA